This is a messenger RNA of Phodopus roborovskii (desert hamster), 586 nucleotides long. It is a transcript of the gene Ptges, whose product is annotated as prostaglandin E synthase. The record is from RefSeq and is a predicted model, not a curated record. NCBI's taxonomy places the organism in Eukaryota, Metazoa, Chordata, Mammalia, Rodentia, Cricetidae. The coding region runs from base 25 to 486 and encodes 153 amino acids. Gene Ontology annotation, cellular component: membrane. The transcript has 3 exons. Gene Ontology annotation, molecular function: prostaglandin-E synthase activity. Gene Ontology annotation, biological process: prostaglandin biosynthetic process.
GAACACAGGCCAUCUAGCCGAGAGAUGCCUUCUAUGGGUCUGGUGAUGGAGAACAGCCAGGUGCUCCCGGCCUUCCUGCUCUGUAGCACACUGCUGGUCAUCAAGAUGUACGCUGUGGCUGUCUUCACAGGCUACACCAGGCUUCGGAAGAAGGCUUUUGCCAACCCAGAGGAUGCACUGAAACAUGGAGGCCUCCAGUACCACAGAAGUGAUCCAGAUGUGGAGCGCUGCCUCAGAGCCCACCGCAACGACAUGGAGACUAUCUACCCCUUCCUCUUCCUGGGCUUCAUCUACUCCUUCCUGGGACCUGAACCUUUGAUCGCCUGGAUACAUUUCCUUGUUGUCCUCACAGGCCGUGUGGUGCACACGGUAGCCUACCUGGGCAAGCUGAACCCACGAAUCCGCUCGGGAGCUUAUGUCCUGGCCCAGUUCGCCUGUGUUUCCAUGGCUCUGCAGAUUCUCUGGAAAGUGGUCCGCCAUCUGUGACCAGUGACUGAAGCCCCUUCAACUAUUACAUUCUGGACAGAAGCCACUGAGGCUGAACUUGGGGACUUGGUGUUCCUUUUAGAACAGGGAUGGGCUCUGG